Molecule: messenger RNA, 1386 nt
Organism: Photinus pyralis (common eastern firefly)
Lineage: Eukaryota; Metazoa; Arthropoda; Insecta; Coleoptera; Lampyridae
Exons: 1
Coding region: 1-1386 (461 amino acids)
Biological process (GO): DNA replication
Molecular function (GO): nucleotide binding; DNA-directed DNA polymerase activity; DNA binding
Source: RefSeq, a predicted model, not a curated record
AUGCAUAUGACACCACAGCAGGAACUUGAAUUUCAAGCAGCAACGCACUGCCAUAUUUGUGAACAGUCAUUUAAAUCUGGUCAAAAGAAAGUUCGAGAUCACAAUCACCUUAUCCCGGAGAACAACUUCCGCGGAGCGGCAUGUGAGGGAUGCAACGUCAACUACCAGGACACUCAUACAAUUCCGGUGGUGUUCCACAACUUGAGUGGAUAUGAUGCUCACUUUGUUGUAACAGAUAUUGCCACUAGAAUGGACGGCAAGAUCGACUUGCUCCCUAUAACCAAGGAGAAAUAUAUUUCUUUUACCAAACACAUCAACGAGUCACGCAUAUGCUUUAGAUUUAUAGACAGCUUCCGGUUUAUGGCAUCAUCGUUAGAUAAAUUAUCAUCAGCUCUAACGAACUUUCCUAAUCUAAAGUCACAAUUCUCUACACUACCUGAAGAUCAAUUUAAUAUUUUAACUAAAAAGGGUAUUAUGCCGUAUGAUUACUUCGACUCGUUCGACCGUUUCGAUGAGCUGUGUCUGCCUCCUCAAGAUGCGUUUUACAAUAAAUUGGAAGAUAAGCCCUGUCCCAGAAGAAUGUAUCGUAGAGCUCAGGAGGUGUGGAGCAGAUUUAACUGCAGCAACUUGGGUCAAUAUGUUGACUUGUACAUGAAGACUGAUAUUCUACUCCUUGCAGAUGUCUUUGAACAGUUUAGAUCAAGCUGUAUUAGCACUUAUGAUUUAGAUCCGGCCCACUAUUUUACACUACCAGGCUUUACUUGGGAUGCCAUGUUGAAAUACACGCGACAAGAGCUGGAACUCCUUACCGACCAGGAUAUGUUUCUCUUUGUCGAGCGGGGUAUUCGUGGAGGGUUAAGUCAAGUCUGCUCUAAAAGAAGAGCUCAUGCAAACAACAAAUAUAUGUCCAAAUAUGAUUCAACGAAACCGGAUGUCUAUCUAAUGUACAACGAUAUCAAUAACCAGUAUGGCUGGAGUAUGAGUCAAUAUCUUCCAUAUGGAGGCUUUGAAUGGGUAGACUCCAACAUCGAUAUCACUACGAUUCCGGAUGAUGCAGAUGAAGGCUACAUUCUAGAAGUUGAUUUGGAGUAUCCACAGCAUUUGCAUGACGCUCACACGGAUUUACCGUUCUGUGCAUUACACAUCAACCCGAAGACUAUGAAACCGCCAACUGAAGCUGCGGAAAUUUCAAAACUCAUGGCGACCUUAAAUAAUAAAGAAAAAUACGUCAUCCACUAUCGAGCCUUGAAGCAAGCAUUAGCCCAUGGUCUAAUUCUCUCCAAAGUACAUAGGGUACUCAAAUUUAAACAGUCCCCUUGGCUAAAGUCCUACAUUGACCUUAAUACAGAACUAAGAAAAAAAGCCAAAAAAGAAGAACUUGUUUAA